Sardina pilchardus (European sardine) is the source of this 2025-nucleotide messenger RNA. RefSeq names its product homeobox protein Hox-B2-like. Gene Ontology annotation, biological process: regulation of transcription by RNA polymerase II. NCBI's taxonomy places the organism in Eukaryota, Metazoa, Chordata, Actinopteri, Clupeiformes, Clupeidae. The transcript is spliced from 4 exons. Gene Ontology annotation, molecular function: DNA-binding transcription factor activity, RNA polymerase II-specific; RNA polymerase II cis-regulatory region sequence-specific DNA binding. Bases 1 to 870 code for a protein of 289 amino acids. Gene Ontology annotation, cellular component: nucleus. The record is from RefSeq and is a predicted model, not a curated record.
AUGGCCUCUCUACAGUCACCGCCUCCCACACUUUGGAAAAAUAGGCAACGAAAUGGCCACUGUGAUCUCUUCCUCGGUGAGCAUGCCACUGCAUUGGCAGCCGUUUGUCACACAAACAACUGCGAAAACGUGGGAGAAAACGAAGACGACAAUGACGCGAGGACAAGCAGAACUAAACAAACUCGUGCAGCAGGUGGCGCUUCUGAUGGCGCCCAUCUCCCGGUGACGGGCAGGAUUGGCGGCUGCAAGGCGAACAGCAAGCGAGCGCGCACCGCCUUCACCACCUCGCAGCUGCUGGAGCUGGAGAAGGAGUUCCACUUCAGCGCGUACCUGUGUCGCCCGCGGCGCCUGGAGAUGGCGUCGCUGCUGAAGCUCAGCGACCGGCAGAUUAAGAUCUGGUUCCAGAACCGCCGCAUGAAGUGCAAGAAGGACCACCGGGAGCGCGCGAUGGCCACGGGACGACGAGCCGGCGCCUCCGCGGCAGACGUGUGUCAUCAUAGCCCAGCUGGACCCCCGUCUCCGUCCCCACACAGAGGCAUUAACACCUGUCAGCAAGGUGACGUCUCUUUACCGCCCCACACAUACCUGCUCUGUGAGAUACCUAAUCAUACAGCUCGAUUAAGCACUGGCUGUUAUAUGCCUGUGGCAACCAAUUCUGAUAAACCCAGAGGCAUUAGACAUGCUGGUAGAGGAACGCCUAGAGACUUGGCUAUCUCCCAGCCCGUUUGCACGGUUCUGGACCCCGGACUGGAUCUUUCGGCAGCAUUCGGACUCGUCGGGUCAACUUCUGCCUGCGAGGGUGACGUCAGCACAUGGCAUCACCAGGGUCAAGGGCUCUCUCUGACCCCUCACACGCUCACACACCUGUAGACGUGACCUGCACGGCCGCCUCGGUUGCGCCGCUGUGCGUCGGAACUCUCCACAGGCACAUAUGUCUGUCAGAUCGCAGUCAACAGCACUAACUCUCCCUGACGUAGCGUCCAGUCUGCGGCUUCACACUCCUACGAGAACUUGUCCUCUCCAGCUGUCAGGUCUGUAGUGAGGAGCCAGGAUUUGUGGUUGUGAGCGUGGUGAUUUAGAGGGAAUUGUUAACUUUAAUGAACUCCAUACCUGUGUGGUUUUCCUGGGGAGGGUGCUGAGAGCAGCCCCCCCUCUCUCGUUAUCACUGUGUGAAUGGGAGGUUCUGGCUGUGGACACUCUUGCCUCGCUCUGAUAUAUUGCUCUUGGCUUGUUGUGUAUGGAUCCAGGCCAACGUCCAUGUUUUUGUCUGUGCAACCCAGAAACAAAAUGUGUUGUGAAAGGGAGGCCUUAAUAACAGCAUUGUUGUCCUCUUAAGAUUUACUUGAAACUUGUGUCUGAGAUUAAAGUUUAAUUACAGGGUGUGCAUGACUCAGUGCUUUGAAGUAAUCAAUCUCAAAUCAUCUUCAGUAUGAUGUAUGUAAAGGGUGUGAAGAGCCAACACAUAUUUGACUCCUUUUAACAUAUUUUCUAAGAGCACUGUUACUUUGUGUUUAUGAGGGGACUCUUGCAUUUGUUUUAUCACUUAUUGGUAGGUAUGAAUUUGGUUUGAUUAACCACAAGAGCUAAGUUGAACUGAAGAAGAGAAAAUUUAAUUAACUGAAAUGUUCUCCCUUGUGCUUCAUAUGAAAUACUCUAUGGGUAUUUGUAUAUUAUCCAGUUAAUUUCUGAUAAUAACUACAGUCAUUACUAUUGGCCCACUGACAUUGACAGAAGUGCAUGUUGAAUGUAUUUGCUAUGUGCUCUAGUUAGUGCAUUUCACUGGGAUUGUGGAAAGCAUAAUAUACCAUGUUUUUUGGAAGGGAAAUUGAAAUCUCUCAAGCAAUAUUUUUACCAGAAUAUGGGGAAGAUUCUGCAUGUGUAUAUGUUCCAUGGUUUUGUCAUUUCUAGUGUGCAAUUAUCUUCUUCUUUGAAGCAUAAUUUAAAAAAAAUGUACAUGAAAUGAGAUUUGAUUAUGGUGAUGACACUAAAUGACUCACAGUGUCCAUUUUGUCUAAUAAAAUUAUG